Messenger RNA from Meloidogyne enterolobii, 342 nucleotides. Lineage: Eukaryota; Metazoa; Nematoda; Chromadorea; Rhabditida; Meloidogynidae. The record is from the annotation of a GenBank genome assembly.
AUGGAUCAUUUUCGCGUAGAUAUGGCACAAUGCCCAAGAUGUGGUCGACAAAGAGAACAGGGCAGAAUACGAGUACAAGCUAGUCCUUGCCAUAAAUUAAUUGGAUGUGAACGUUGUUUACGUGAAUAUCCAUGUGAAUUAGGAGAUGAGGAUACAGCAAUACAAAUGCAAGCAUUUUGGCAAUGCCCUUCUCUGAAAAAACCGAAGAUUGUCGGUGUCAAACAAUUCUUUAUAAAACAAAUACUGGACAACAAAACCAAUCUCCCUUAGAAACAUUAACAACAAAUAAACAACAAAAAAAUAAAUCACAACAGCAACAACAACCUUCUUCUUCAACAUUUC